Molecule: messenger RNA, 2864 nt
Organism: Thrips palmi
Lineage: Eukaryota; Metazoa; Arthropoda; Insecta; Thysanoptera; Thripidae
Product: E3 ubiquitin-protein ligase UHRF1-like
Exons: 14
Coding region: 168-2498 (776 amino acids)
Biological process (GO): negative regulation of gene expression via chromosomal CpG island methylation; protein ubiquitination
Molecular function (GO): ubiquitin protein ligase activity; protein binding
Source: RefSeq, a predicted model, not a curated record
CUCAGCCAGCAGUUGGCGGUUUGGCGCGAAACCGAAAUGAAUGCAGUAUGAUCAUGAUGUUUGCGGUACUUUGUUGCCGUUCAUGAAUUUAGUGUGUGAUAGGCCUUGUAUUUUUCUGUUCAGUGAAAACCUGUGAUUACUUCAUCGUUCAGUAUUGUGUUGUCAUCAUGUAUAUUCAAAUUAAAACAGCCGAUUGCUCCCAGAGCAAGAGAGUAGAGGUUUCUAAACUAACCUCUGUUGAAGAACUUAAAUCUCUUGUAGAAGAAGUUUUGGAGGUGAAACCAGAUAGGCAGAGACUGUUCUUCAGAGGAAAGCAGUUGGAAGAUGGAUACAAAGUCUUUGAUUAUAACAUCAACCUCAACGAUGUUGUUAUGCUUAUGGUGAAGCCGGACCCCUCACUAUUGCAGUCAACAAGCACUGCGGAAAAAAAGGAAUCAGACAAACCAUCUACAUCCAGUGAGAAGGUUGAAAGUAAAUAUUACAAAGUUGGAGACUUAGUAGAAGCUAUUGAUGACUUGUAUGGGGGAUGGUUUGAAGGAAAGAUUGUUGAUAUUGUGAAAAAUACUGAGCCACUAACUGACACUGUAUCAGAAUUGGCUGGGGAUAAAGAGGAAUCUGAAAAGUCUGAAGCAGAAAAACAGUCAGCCAAAAGCUAUGAUGAAGAUCCAUGCCUUCAAGAUGAUGGAUUGCUCUACAUGGUUCAACUUGAUUUCUGCUGUGAUGACCCUCCAAGUGGGUUCCCUCUGAGAAAUGUCCGACCUCGCAUGUGCACCACUCUGAAAGUUUCUGAUAUUAAAGUUGGUGAUAUGGUUCUUGUAAAUUAUAACAUUGAGUCCCCUGAUGAGAGAGGGUUUUGGUAUGACAUGAUUGUAACUGAAGUGUCAAAUAAACGGACAUCUCGCAAGGUUGUGGGAACCUUGUACGUUGGCAGGCAACGUACUGAAUUAAGAAAUUGUAAAGUACUGUUUACUGAUGAAAUAGUGAAAAUCAUGAAGCCUAAGCUGAUUUCUGAGCGGACUAAAGAAGAUGAUGUGUCAAUGUCUACAGACAAUGACAAUAAGCGCAAAAGUGCACCAUUUUGUGCAACUUGUCAGGACAACCCUAAGCGGAAGUGCAAGGAUUGCUCCUGUCAAGUAUGUGGUGGUAAAGACGAGCCAGAUCGUCAACUUAUGUGUGAUGAAUGUGAUAUGGCAUACCAUUUACGUUGUCUAAAUCCUCCUCUUGAAGCCAUACCCGAUAUUGAUGAAUGGUACUGCCCUGAAUGCAAAAAUGACGAAAAUGAAAUAGUGAAAGCUGGAGACAAAUUGAAAGAAAGCAAGAAAAAAAAGAGAUUGCCCAGUGCUAAAGAGGACAAAUCAAAGAGAGACUGGGGUAAGGGUAUGGCUUGUGCUGGAAGAACAAAGGAGUGCACCAUAGUACCACCGAACCACUUUGGACCUAUUCCAGGAGUUGAUGUUGGUACCUGCUGGAAAUUCCGUUUGAAUGCUUCUGAGGCAGGAGUGCAUCGACCACCAGUGUCUGGUAUUCAUGGAAGAGAUAGCGAAGGUGCUUACAGCAUAGUUUUAAGUGGAGGAUAUGAAGAUGAUGUGGAUAAUGGAGAGGAAUUCUAUUACACUGGGUCUGGAGGUAGAGACUUGUCUGGAAAUAAGCGCACCUCAGAGCAAUCCUGUGAUCAAACUCUUACUCGUAUGAACCUGGCCUUGGCAUUGAAUUGCAAUGCUCCAGUAAACAAAGAAAAAGGUGCAGAAGCCAAGGACUGGAAAGGCGGGAAACCUGUUAGAGUUCUUAGAAAUUAUAAGUUAGCUAAGCAUUCCAAGUACGCUCCUGAUGAAGGCAAUAGGUAUGAUGGCAUUUACAAGGUAUUGAAGUAUUACCCUGAAAAGGGUGAGUCAGGGUUCAUUGUUUGGCGCUACCUUUUGCGGAGGGAUGAUCCUACACCUGCUCCCUGGACAAAGGAGGGCAAGAAACGAAUUGCUAGCCUUGGACUUACCAUGAUAUACCCUGAUGGAUAUGAAGAAAUGAUGGCUGCGAAAGAAGCUAAAGCUGCUGCUUCAACAGAGGAAGGAACUAAAUCCAAGAAAAGGCAAAGGAAAAGUGUUUUGGGAGAGUCAUCUUCUGAUAGCCCCAACACAAAGAAAGCUAAGGUGGCCGCUUAUGAAUUGGAAAAAGAGACUGCCCAGAAAAUUGAUGAAGAUACUGUUAACCAGAAACUAUGGGACACCUGUAAAGCUGCCCUGAAGGAAGGAAAAAUGAAAUUCUUGGCAGAAAUUCAGCAGCAUUUCAUGUGCAUAUGCUGCCAAGAACUAGUUUAUGAUCCAGUGACUACAGAUUGCCAUCACAACUUGUGCAAGGCAUGCUUGAAAAGGUCAUUUUCUGCUCAAGUCUAUAACUGCCCAAGCUGCCGGCAUGAACUGGGCAAAGAAUUUCCGCUGGCUGUGAAUGAAAAGCUUGCUUCUACCCUGCUGCACCUUUUCCCGGGUUAUGAAGUUGGCCGGUAGUUUUAUGAUAUUUAAUUAUGUAUUUCUCUUCUAUUUUGCUCUUAUUUUUGGUAUUAAUGUGUCUCCGUCACCAUGAAUGAAAGACAACAUUUUAUUUAAUGAUGUACCCUUAUUAUUUGUAUUACUGUGUCUCUGUCAUAAUGAAUGAAAGACAAUAUUUUUACAUUCCUUUUGUAAUGAAAUUAGGUUUUGACUUUGGAGACUUUAUAUUUCUUUUUACUUAUCUUUUUAUAAGCUGCUUAUGCCAAUGGAAUGCAUCAGCCAACCCCCUGUAAUUGCGUACCAUUAUUUGCUUAUGAUUUCCAUCCCUUUCAUCUUGUGUGAGCAUAUCUCUUGUGCAAUAAAUUGGUAUUACUGAACAAUCAA